AUGGACCUUGAGCCAUGGGCGGCCUAUGGCUUGGAGCUGCAAGACUUGGGUCCCAAAGGUCGAGGUCUGGUUGCAGGGAAAGACUUUCGCUGCGGGGAAGUGCUUUUCCGCGAGAAAGGCUUCCGCGCCAAGAGCCCGGAGCAUUUGGCGUUAGAGGUUUUAGCUUCCGCCGAGGCCCGCGCACAAGUCUCUCACCUUCACACAGGUCCACUUUGCCACUUAGAAGGUGAGACAGACGAUGAGAAGUUCAGUCGGGCCGCCAUGCCGGAACCUUGCCCCACGGAGUUUCCGAGGAAGUAUUCUAAGGUGCGUUUCAACUCUUUCGAGCUGAAUGGCUGUUGCUUUCUGCCCAUCAUGGCGCUCUUCAACCACAGCUGCGCGCCCAAUGCUGCCAUCACCCAGCUGCCCCCGCAUGAGGAGUGCCAUACAGCUAUGGUUGUUGUAGCUGAGCAGGGCAUAGCCAGAGGUACGGAGAUUGUUUACAGCUACAACUCAGAUUGCCUUUUUGUGCCCUUGCGCGAACGGCGCAAGCGCUUGCUGUCCAACUGGGGCUUCCUUUGCAAAUGCAGUAGAUGCCAAGUCGAGGAGGAAGCCGGGCUGGAAGACGACGAAGAGGAGCCACCUGAGAUGCCCCAGCUGCUCUCGUGGGAAGAGGUAGACUUGAAGAAUGUGAAUCUCUUCCAAGCCCGACAUGAGGAGGAGCUGCAUGAUCUUUGCGAGGCCUCCAAGCCCCAUACGCAUGCAGAGAAGGUGGCCAAGUUCUUCAGUGAGUUGGGCGAGACUGGGUGCCUUGGUGAGGAUAUGUCGGACUUUGACACCGGCCCAUUGGUGAAGCAGAAGCAGGAGAGACGGAAGAACCUCCGCCAGGGACAGCGACAUGUGAGGCAGCUCAGGAGCGCAGAGAAAGUCUACAGAAGAGGAGUGAUUGUUACGCCACCAUUGGGCCUCCCAUUACUGUACCAGAGCGAGUUGCACGAUUGCGUCCCCACUCGAGCCAGCCCGGUUGCUCUUGGCAUCCCCAGGUUGCACCAGCGGGUUGACAAAGAGGGUACAGAGAUGGCACGAUGGGUGCGGAAAGCUUCACUCAUCACGGUGGUUUUUCAGAACACUGCCUUGGCGCUGUGCAUGCGCUACUCACGGCUGCCACGGGAGGGCUCCAAUGAGCUCUACUUGGUCAGCACAGCAGUGUUAAGUGGAGAGGCCAUGAAGAUCCUUGUCUCGCUGGUUCUUGCGAGCUUCUCAUACAGCCCCCGUGAGAUAUGGCAUUUGUUCUUCUCGCGGGACGCUUUGACGAUGUUGAUCCCUGCCGCGUUGUACUCCUUCCAAAAUGGCUUGCAGUAUGUGGCGGCCAGCAACCUUGAUGUUUCGGUUUGCCAAGUCUUAUACCAGAUGAAACUGGUGACAACGGCGCUUUUUAGUGUGACCAUGCUGGGCCGCCAGCUCUCGAGAAACCAAUGGCUGGGUAUUCUGGCCUGUGCUGCCGGGGUGGCUGUUGUACAGCUUGCAACCGUUGAGACGCAGCACAAUGCAUCGGAGAAUCAGCAGGUUUGGGUUGGCUUUCUUGCAGUCACGACCGCUUGCGUCACAAGCGGUUUAGCAGCUGUAUACACGGAGAAGAUAUUUAAGACUGGCAAUACCAGUCUAUGGGUCCGAAACAUGCAUCUUGCCGCGUGGUCCUUGUUGGCUGUGGGCGGGGCCAUGUACCUGAAAGAUGGCUCAAAGAUCAGUCAGAAGGGCUUCUUCUUUAGAUGGGACCUCAUAGUUUGCAUUGUGGUGCUGUUGCAGGCUUUGGGAGGGAUGGCAGUGGCGGUUGUGGCGAAAUAUGCCGACAACAUCUCGAAAGGGUUUGCCACUGCUGUUUCGAUCAUUCUGACCUGCAUUGCCUCAGUGUUCAUGUUCGAUCUGCUGCCUUCUGCACAUUUCAUUCUUGGCACUGCUUUGGUCCUUCUAUCUUUGUAUUUGUACACUCGAAAGGGCCCGGGUGCUGUCCAGCACGGGUAUUUGGAGGUGAGGACCAAGGAUGUUGAGCCUGGUGGACCUGAUGGCGAAGACACGCCCAAUGGAAAUUCAUCAGCACUCAAGCAAGGACCUCAGAACACCACGCCCCCUGUUCCAGGAAGAUCCCUUCUAGGCUGCGGGCAUUAUGGGCCGGGCAGAACAAUUGACGGUGGUGCCAAAGUAGCACUGUGA
Durusdinium trenchii is the source of this 2190-nucleotide messenger RNA. The record is from the annotation of a GenBank genome assembly. Lineage: Eukaryota; Dinophyceae; Suessiales; Symbiodiniaceae.